GAUCGUCUUGGUCGUCUUUGUAUAGUUAUCUAUCACGUCAAGACACCUUUUCCCACUUCGAGAUCACUGGAACACCCAACGGUGGCUGCGCCGCCAACAUACCAUUGCUUUCCGACUUAGUAUUUGUCCAUCUAUUUCAACUGCUUACAAUGAGCUCAUUGUACUCUCGAAAAGGCUCAAUUACACUCCACUUACCCGACCAUUCCCAGUUUUAUCCUGGAAAUCCUCAUUCUGGUGAAGUUAUCAAAAAAUGAGGCAAACUCGUGCUCUAGCUACUUUUGGCGCACUGCUUUUCAUAGCCUUGAUCGUUAGCUUUUCUCAUGUAAAUUCUAACGACUUAUCGAAUUAUAUUCCACAAAAAGCUCAGAACUAUUUUCAUUAUGAGACACCUCCAGAUUCAGAAGAAAUCUCAAGGCUCAAUGGAAUCUUAGAAGAGUUUUUAUCACGCCCUAUUUUGUCUUACGAUGAUGCUGUUUUGUUAAACUCUCAAACCUGCCCAGUUGAUGGAACUAAUUUCGACCGAGGUGCUGUCAAUGGCAAUUUGAAAACAUGGGCAGAUAUUCCUUCAUCACAAAUUUAUAAAUGGCGCAAAGGUAUCGUAACAAACUUACGCCGCAAACAAAUUGAGGCAAUCGGACAGACUACCUCAACAUCACCUGCCGGCGCCAAUGGGCCACCAAAGGAAAGAAAGGACAAAAGAGGGAUUGUUAUGGCCGCAGGGGAUCGUUCAGCACUGAUCCGUGCCAGAACCUCUCUUCGGCUUCUGAAGUCUUAUAAUUGCACGUUGCCAGUCGAGAUCUUUCAUUUCGAAUCCGAAUUAUCUGCACCUGCACUUAGUGGUCUUCUGUCCGAUCUCUCAGAACUGCAAAACCCUGACUCCGGCACUAGCGGUAUCAAUGUCACUAUGCGCGUAGUGGAUGAGGUGUCAAAAGGAUCUGGAUGGAAAGAUUUCCAGAUAAAAGGAGCUGCUAUUCAGCAAUCUUCAUUUGACGAUAUCCUGUAUUUAGACACAGAUUCUUAUCCCCUGAGAAAUCCGGAAUAUUUAUUCGAAGGAAGAGAAUGGAGAGACACAGGACUUCUAUUGUGGCCUGAUUAUACAAAAUCUCAUCCCACCAAUCCUAUAUGGCGAUUGUUGGGUCAGCCAUGUCGGAACGAAUACGAGGGAGAAUCUGGACAAGUUCUAAUAUCUCGAACUCGCCACCAGGAUAUUCUAUGGUUGAUUGAGUAUUUUGCACUUCAUCAUGAAGAAUUCUAUGGAUUUAUGGGAGGUGAUCGAGAUUCAUUUCGGGCUGCUGCCCUUCUUCUUGGAAAGCCAUGGACCGGUCCAGGAAGAACGAAUGCGGUAGGAGCCGCAAAAAUUCCCGAAAACCCUCAAUCGGGAGGACAUACAAUGCUUCAAGCAGAUCCAUAUGGAAAGUGGAUGUUCGUACAUGCGAAUUUGAUUAAGCAUUCUCAUUUUACCAGACCACUAUGGUCUGAAGUCCAUAGGAUUCGCGAUGAUACAUUCAAAGAGGGAACCACAUAUGGUAAUAUUGAUUCACCAAAUGAUAAGAUAGGAAAUGGGGUAAAAUUAGAUGUGACAGACAAUCCUAGACUGGUAACGGCUAUGUCUACUUUUGAAGGAUAUGAUGAAGGUUUGGUUACCGUUGAGAAUUGGGAUUCAUAUGAGGAGUUAAAAGGAUUCGAGGAGAAGUGGUAUGGUUUUGGUGGUGUGCAUUAACUGUUCAUACGGGUGCUUUGGAUCCAAUGCAGGGCCUUACUUUUUGUGUCCCCAUUGUGGAACAUAGGUGAGCCACGACUGGAUAACAAAACGCUUAAUUCUGGAUUUCGACCAUCCGACAGCAAUAUCACAUGCUUCGAACACGAAAGUCGAGAACGUAAGGAACUAUACUUGGACGAUCUAUCGCUAUAUUUUUCAUUUCCGUCUAUGAAGAAAGUCAAUGAGAAGCUUCAGGCGUUCAUUAGUCUCAUAUGUCUUUAACGCACUCUCCUUUCAUUGUGACCAACCUUCUCUUGCCCCGAACGCUUUUAAUAAUGCAUUUGCCAAUGGUAAGGCGUCUCCCUAUUUCGAUUCAUUAGCCAGGUCCUAGAUAUAUUUUCCGACUUUCUCAUCGUCCAUAAUGCCGGGUAGACCUAGUAAGCCUCUUUUCUGCAGUAUAU
Molecule: messenger RNA, 2160 nt
Organism: Sclerotinia trifoliorum
Lineage: Eukaryota; Fungi; Ascomycota; Leotiomycetes; Helotiales; Sclerotiniaceae
Source: the annotation of a GenBank genome assembly